Rhizophagus irregularis DAOM 181602=DAOM 197198 is the source of this 937-nucleotide messenger RNA. RefSeq lists its product as uncharacterized. Lineage: Eukaryota; Fungi; Glomeromycota; Glomeromycetes; Glomerales; Glomeraceae. The record is from RefSeq and is a predicted model, not a curated record.
AUGGCUUAUACCGCAGCACUUGAUUUGGAUUUGGUAAACCAAUCAACAAUAAAAGUUCAACCUAUACAAAACUAUCAUGAGUUUAGAUUAUUUUAUCAACCACCAAAUGAUGAUAAUUUUUAUCACGUAACUUUUAAACCGAUUUUACAACAUUCGGAAAAUUUGGAAGAUGAUUACGAUUUUGAGUUCUUUUAUGGUGGUUAUUAUGUUGCGUGUAAACUAUUUCCACGCUCCUUGAUUAUUGAUAUAUUGAAUAAGGAAAUUUAUGGAAUUGAUUUCGAUGUAAACAACCUGAAAUGUAAACAUGCACUAAUUUUGAAACAAAAGAUUAAUCUCGAACAAAGUUUAAUUCCUUUUUUACAAGGAAAAGUUUUAAAAAGGGAUUUCUCAAGUACCUCAGUAGAUCAAUUUCUAACUACGCAACCGAACGAACUUGGAUUAUUUUAUCAACCACCAAACGACAUUAACAUUUAUAAUGUUAAUUGUAAAAUUACUUUGCAAGAUUAUCAUCAAAAUGAUGAUGAUAAUUAUGAUUACGAGUUCUUUUAUGAAAUUUCAAAUGAUAUGAGGCAUGUUACAUGUAAAUUUUUACCACCUUCUUUGGUUAUAAGUAUAUUGAACAAGAAAAUUUAUGGAAUUGAUUUUGAUGUGAACGACUUGAAACGCAACCAUAAAUUAACUUUGCAACAAAAAUUAAAUCUCGAGCGAAAUCUGAAGAAAUUAUUUCUUUACAUUCCUGAGAGAGAAAUGAGAUCAGAUUCUGAUGGAAAUAGUACGAUUUCUUUUCAAGGAAGUAUUGAAAGCAAUACGACAAACGGUUUCGAUAACUGAUAAUCAAAAAUAUUUCGAUAAUGCCAUGCCCCACGACGAUCACUAAGAUAUUACUACUCCAAUUUGAUGCAGUUAUUUUUUUUUAAAAAAAAACUUAUAAAUUUAG